Messenger RNA from Symbiodinium necroappetens, 611 nucleotides. NCBI's taxonomy places the organism in Eukaryota, Dinophyceae, Suessiales, Symbiodiniaceae. The record is from the annotation of a GenBank genome assembly.
AUGCUUCAAGGCUGCAUUUCCUGCGGUGGUGCUCUUUCUGCCAGCACGUUCUCCCCGCAGGCGGUCUGCACGAAGAGCGGUGAGCGGGUUGCCAUCAAGUCUGUGCCGAAGCUGCCGGCCUCGGCAUCACGCCAGCUUCGGCGACGGGACAAGGAGAGACUGCAACAAGAGGUCUCCAUCAUGAAGCUGGUGCAGAAGGGAGAGUAUGUAGUGAGGCUCCAUGAAACCUACGAAGACGAUGCCUUUGUGUACAUGGUCAUGGAGCUCUGCCAGGGAGGAGAACUCGUGUCCUUCCUGUUGGAACAAGGCACUCACAGCGAGGCUCAGGCAGUUCUGGUGAUGCGCCAGGUCUUCCAAGCCGUCGCCUACUUGCAUAGCUGUUCCAUCUGCCAUCGGGAUCUGAAGCCAGAGAACCUUCUGCUGCUGCACCGGCGGCCAAUCAGGGAGAACGUCGUAAAGGUGACGGAUUUCGGCCUCUCAGCACUUUGCGCUUCGGGCUCUGAGCUCCGUGGCACGAUGGGGACGCUGCCAUACAUGGCUCCGCAGGUGUUAAACGGCCGGUACGACUUGGCCGCAGACAUCUGGAGUUGUGGAGUAUUGACGUAUCUACU